Malassezia pachydermatis is the source of this 1752-nucleotide messenger RNA. RefSeq names its product snf1-related kinase complex anchoring protein sip1. Gene Ontology annotation, biological process: signal transduction. Gene Ontology annotation, molecular function: protein kinase binding. The record is from RefSeq and is a predicted model, not a curated record. Gene Ontology annotation, cellular component: nucleus; cytoplasm; nucleotide-activated protein kinase complex. NCBI's taxonomy places the organism in Eukaryota, Fungi, Basidiomycota, Malasseziomycetes, Malasseziales, Malasseziaceae. Bases 1 to 1752 code for a protein of 583 amino acids. The transcript is spliced from 2 exons.
AUGGGAAAUACACAGUCGGUGCUCCAGGAUGGCGAGAACCAGGCCAAAAGCCGUAAACACGGUAAAAAUGCCCACGCUCGUGACGACCAUCCCGUCAUCACAAAACACCGGCCAGGUCAUCUGUAUUCCCACAGCAUUAGCUUAGCUACGCCGUCCUCUGCAGAGAACAGUGAUAGCGAGGCAUCUGAAACGAUCUUUGAGGAGAAAACCACCAGGGCUCAUGUGAUUGUAGCCGGAAGCUCAUAUGGUCGAUAUGGCGGAAGCGACAUGAGUCUCGUGGAGCCCGACUCAGCCACGGACCAGGACAGCGGGCCAUCGCUGUCGAGCAGUGACAUUGAAUCUAUCUAUACCGACUCUGGUCGGAACUCCCCACAGGGUCUCUCGGCACGAAGGCCGCCAGUGAGUGAUAUCGGUAUCAAGACCGACGCGCCCCACAUCGAAGUGGCACCAGAUGCGCCUACACCGCGUGCUGUAUCAGGCCCUGCAAAUGCACCUCAUACGCCGCGCGCGGAGCAACGAGGCAGCUUGGUGGUGAAUGAGCCUAGCAUGCCCAGCCAUGCGCUGCGACGGUCGUUCCUGUUUAAUGAUGAAGCGCUAAUGACUUUGCCAGAGCCCACCAUGGAGCGGAAUGUCUCAGACUCUGGCAGUGAGGAAGAACCUCGCAAUCGACGCAGCAGCAAGAUCUCUGCGCUGCCUUCGUAUUUGAAGAUUCCCACGGCCAUUCCGAGAUCAUAUACAUCGGCCCAUAUGGCACAAACGGCUGCAAAUGCAGCGGCGGCAGAGGAGAAUGCUCCUCCAUCCACUUCGAGCUCCACCGAGUUGGAUACGGCGUCCCAGGAUAGGGACUCUCCACGCCUUGUUAGGGCUGUGACGGUCCCGCACCUACAUUUCUCUUCAGAGCAUGCUGUGCCCGUCCACGAGCAUGAGCACGACCCAGCGGAGUUGCACGAUAUGGCACAUAUGGAGACGGAUCAUAUGCUUCAUUCGCCUGAACUUCCCCUUACGCCGUUGAAUUUGAUCUGGCGUGGAAAGGGACAACAUGUAUAUGUGACAGGUACAUUUGCCGAUGAAUGGCGCAGCAAAAUUCCAUUGCGGCAAAUCCGGCCAGGCACACCGUUUCUGUGUACAUUGUAUCUCCCGCCUGGCACGCACAGGUUGAAGUUCGUGGUGGACAACCGCUGGCGUGUAUCGCAUGACCUGCAUACAGCCACUGACGGUGACGGCACGCUCGUCAAUUAUGUCGAGAUACCGAAUCCGUGUGAGCCUGAUGACGACCGUGUUCGUCUGGAUGUGCACCGUGACGAAGCUUGGAAACGCGCGAUGGCUGAACUUCGCUCCUCUACGGCGAAUCCUCGUGGCGAAUGGGACGUGCUGGAUGAAAUUCCCGGGCAUGCCGAGGGCGCAUGGACGUCGGAAGUGCCACCGAGCAUUGAAGUCGCGCAAGAAGCAGAAGAACAGCUUGCCGAGCAAGAGCUAGAGCCUGAAGCAUCUUCUCUUCUUCCGGCACCACCUCAACUUCCUAGGCAGCUUGAAAAAGUCCUGUUGAACUCGACGAUGGCCAACAAAGAGACGACCAUCAAUACAGCUGCAGCCAUUGUGGACGACAACAGCAUUUUACCUGCACCCAACCAUGCCGUUUUGAAUCAUUUGGCCACAGGCGCCAUUAAAAACGGUGUGCUAGCUAUGGGCACCGUGACACGAUAUAAGAACAAGUAUGUAACGACUCUGCUGUACCGACCGGUGCAGACGUAA